This is a messenger RNA of Orbicella faveolata, 1063 nucleotides long. Its product is annotated as ras-related protein Rab-11A. The record is from RefSeq and is a predicted model, not a curated record. NCBI's taxonomy places the organism in Eukaryota, Metazoa, Cnidaria, Anthozoa, Scleractinia, Merulinidae. Gene Ontology annotation, molecular function: GTPase activity; GTP binding.
UCGCUUCCGCCCGUUAGUGUAAACUGCAAUCUAUCGAAAAUCCCUGUCAUCCUCUGGUUUCGUUCUUGAUUUUUUCGCCAUCAAGCCUUGUGAUUGUCUUCUUUUCAAUCUCAUCCAGCUAUUUUGGGCUGCCAAAAAAUAUUCGGAGCAGGAGGCCGUGAUAAGAGACGCAGGAUUUGAAAGACGUAUUAUUUAUCUAGGAUUAACUGAAAUUUACCGCAAUGGGGACGAAGGAUGAUGAAUACGACUAUCUUUUUAAAGUUGUUCUCAUAGGCGACUCUGGUGUUGGAAAGUCAAAUUUGCUGUCUCGGUUCACGAGAAACGAAUUUAAUUUGGAGUCCAAGUCCACAAUUGGUGUAGAAUUUGCUACCAGAAGUAUACAAGUUGAUGGAAAAACUAUCAAGGCCCAAAUCUGGGACACUGCUGGGCAAGAACGAUACAGAGCCAUAACAAGCGCGUAUUACAGGGGAGCUGUAGGUGCCCUUCUGGUUUAUGAUAUUGCUAAGCACUUGACAUACGAAAAUGUGGAAAGGUGGCUGAAGGAACUUCGGGAUCAUGCUGAUAGUAACAUUGUUAUAAUGCUUGUGGGUAACAAAAGUGAUCUUCGCCAUCUUAGAGCUGUUCCAACAGAUGAGGCAAAAGCAUUCGCAGAAAAAAAUGGUCUUUCAUUUAUUGAAACAUCAGCGCUAGAUUCAACAAAUGUGGAGGUGGCAUUUCACAAUAUUCUAACAGAAAUCUACCACAUUGUAUCCCAAAAGCAAAUCCACGAUUCCCCAGGUUCAGAUGGAAACCAACCAAGUAACAACGUGCAGACUAUUACUGUAUCUCCUACCACAGAGGCUGACCAUAAAAAGAAAGUUCAAUGUUGUAAUGCUUAGAUUACAGAAGUUUUAGUCUAUUGUUGCAGAAAUACAUAUUGGACUGUAAGUCCUUCUGUUUACUACAAGCAAGACCUUUCUUCAAAGGUAUUGCAUAUUUCAUCAUUAGCAUAUUAAUGUUAGAAAUGAAUAGUCUAGAACAAAGACUGGAAAAUUUAUUGUUUAAUUUGUGUUGAAAUGCUGUU